CAGUGACAAAACAUAAAGUGCGCCAGUUUUCAGUGAACUUUUAAACUUAAUGACUUAAAAAGCUUUUUGCCAUUUUAAUAUAACUUCUUUAAUUUUUCGAGAGGCUAGUGGUCAUUUACGUAAAGUUGAAAGUGAAAGAGAGCAAAUGGAGAAAGAUAAGUACCCAAUGAACUCGAAAUAAAAAAAAUAAAGCGUGAAAUAAUGGUCCAGUGCCAAGUGCAUGCUGCCGUUUUGUUUCGCUCAGGUACGUUUGCCAGCUUCCUCAUGGCUCAGAGGGAGGGAGAGUGAGUUCAGUCAAGUUCUGCUCCCGCUGUUGAUUCGUGCAACAUAAGAGAGAAGUCAGGGAGAUAGAUAGACAACGGGUGAGAAAGAGACCACGUCAGGAGAGAAGGAAAAGGAAGAAGAGGAAAGGUCGCUAGCUUCCUGCAAGAGAGAAAGAGUGAGAGUUCAGUCAACUAAUGCUCUUUCGCUGCUGAAUUGUGCAAUUUAAGAGAGAAAGAGUGAGUGGGAGAGAAGGAUAAAGAGAGAGAGACCCCGUCAGGAAAGAAAGAAAGAAGAAAGAGAGAGAGAGAGAGAGUGAGUUUAGUUUACUUCUGCUGCUGAUUCGUGGUGCUACACGUAGAGAGAGAGAGAGAGGAAAUAAAUAAAGAUGAGGAUUUCCGUGACCACCGAGAACUCCACCUACCCCAUAGAAGUGGCCGAAGACCUGGAGCUCGAGAACUUCAAGGCUCUGUGUGAGAUGGAGGUUGGUAUUCCUGUGGGCGAAAUGAUUGUUGUUUUCAAUGCCCGGCCGCUUACUGACAAUAAGAAGUCCUUAAGAGAUUAUGGGGUAAAGGAUGGCGAACUGGUGUUGGUCAUCCGAGGAGAUGUACUGUUACAGAGGGCUGCAGAGCAUCUCCAGCAGCAGCAACAAAGAAGACAACAAAACCAAGAAACACCUAUGGAAAUUAACCAGAUUGACUUCAGUUCCAUACGCUUGCCUUCUGGUACAGCCCAACCUGUGUCCGACAACUCAUCAGCUGUAGGUCAUGGCACCAAUAGCCAAGGUCAGGAUGGUGAGGAGCAAGACGUGGGUGGUAGUGACUUUCAAGAUGGGGAUUUGGGCCUGGGCAGUGCAGGCAGUGGACAAGACGAUCCUGCUGUUAUCCGAGACAUGCUUCUUGCCAACCCAGAACAGCUAGCUCUCUUGAGGCACAACAACCCUAGACUGGCAGAAGCUCUGACUAGUGGUGAUUUAGAAAAGUUUGCUUCUGUUUUAAAGGAACAGCAGGAAAUCAGGAGGGAUCGAGAACGCCAGAGGAUUCGGUUGCUCACAGCUGAUCCCUUCGACAUGGAAGCUCAGCGUCUCAUUGCAAACGAGAUCCAGCAAGAGAACAUCAAUGCCAAUAUGGAGGCAGCAAUGGAGUACAACCCUGAAAUAUUUGGGAGUGUUCAUAUGCUGUAUAUAAACUGCAAAGUGAAUGGUCAUAAUGUCAAGGCCUUCAUUGAUUCAGGUGCUCAGACCACUAUUAUGUCUCAGGCAUGUGCAGAGCGAUGCAAUAUAAUGAGACUUGUUGAUACUAGAUGGGCUGGAAUUGCAAAAGGCGUUGGCACUCAAAAAAUCAUUGGCCGUGUCCACAUGGGUCAGAUUCAAAUUGCUGAUAAUUAUUUGGCAUCAUCUUUCAGUAUAUUAGAAGAGCAACCCAUGGAUAUGCUGCUUGGUCUAGACAUGCUCAAACGUCACCAGAUGUGUAUUGACCUGAAGAACAACAAGCUGUUGAUUGGAACAACAGGUACGGAAACCCCAUUCCUUAGCGAAAGUGAAUUACCAGAUUGCGCCAGACUGACACCACUGAACGAGGAAGAAGCCAGGCGGGAAUCAGAGAGAGCGGCUAAGGAGUCUGAAGAUCGUGCGUUAAAUGAAGCUUUGGCAGCUAGUGCCAGGGAAAGUGCCGCUGCUAAUAAUUCACGGAGUACCAGUUCAGGUGAAGGUACAUCUAAACAGUCUUCUAGUCCAGCUGCAGCUGCUUUACCAGCAGACAGCGUAACGGCACAGGAUAAUUUUACAGAAUCAGAUAUACAGGAAAUAAUCCAGAUUGGAUUCACUAGAGUUCAAGCAAUAGAGGAACUUAGGAGACAAAAUGGGAACAAAACUCAAGCAAUGGCUGCACUUCUUGCAAAGUCACUGAAAAUGUAGUAUAGUAGUGUGUUAGUUUUUAUAUAUUAAAACUCAUUUUUAUAAACAUCAUUAGUUAUAGAUAUUUCAUCGGAAGGGAAUUAUUCAUUAUCCACAUAGCGUUAUAUUAAACUUUUAAAUGUCUGGCUCCAGAAGUGGCUUUGUUUAUACUAUGCUGAUGGUUAUUUAUUCACAGAUGGGAUUUGAUUUCAUUAUCAAAAUUGACUUGGAAAGUGACUUCAAAUUAAAUAUAUUACUUGACUAUUAAAAUAGUUCUAUCCUUUAUUAUCAGGAAUGGCCUAGGAAAACUGUUUUAUCUUUCAAUGAAAGCUUUCCUCUCAGUAGUGGUUUUGUAAGAAAUUGUGUGUAUUUACAUGCAUGUGUUAUAAUAUUGGGUAGUCUACUUGCUCUUGUCUAAAUACCAUUUUUCUAUGAGUAAACCAUGCCACCAGUACUAGAGUUGUGUUUUUAAAUAUUAAGGUUUAUAUUUGUUUCCAUAUGAAUAAAGUACCAUUAUUUGAAUCACUGAUAUAAAAUAGAUAAUUCCAUAAAAAAUUGUAUUAGUGAUAAAUGUAAUAGUGAUAAAUUCCAUCACCACCACUGUUGUUCUGAAACUUAUAAAUAUAGCUGUUAUAGAUUAUCUCAUAAAAAUACAGAUUACCUUAUCUUCGUUAGCACUCGCAAGGCCAGGUGCCUGGUUAAACUACUUAAUAAGGAUAAUAUAAGACUUGCAUCAUUCAUAAGUGCAGAUACAAUUGUAAUUGCAGCUGUAAAUUAAAAAUUUUUCAUAGGAUUUUCUCCUCUACUUUUGUUUUUGAAACUUUUACAUUCCUUGCGUGUAUCCUGGUCCUUAUCUUUUUGCUCUGGUUUUUUUCUCACUAAUUUUAUAACUGUGUGGCUGUGUAAGGUAUGUAACAUCCUAAUUUUAUUCAAAAUAUUGCUGCUGAACACAAAACUUAAUUUGAGCAUUUCAGACUAGCAUAUGCUGAUGCAACUUUGCAGGUGUGAAUGUGCUGUUUCUCUUUCUGGCUAAUUUAAUGUCUGUGGCUUCAAGUCUUAAGCUGAAACAUGUAUCCUUAGAGCAGCUUCGUUACUUCUGAAAGGCUAAAACGAGAAAUCUCUGAAGCAAGUCUGGUGUUAAAUUAUCCUUGUUUUCUUGUCUUUCUUUUUGUAAUUAUUCUUUUUAUCAUUUGCAAAAGGUUGAUCUGAUUCAACAAAUCCUCACAUUAAUAGACAAGGAAAUUACACUCAAACAGCACAGUACAUAUUGUGUUAUUAGAACUCCCAUGUAGUGUCAUCAUUUCCACCAACAACAAAUUGCAAGUCUUUGCUCAAAAUCUCAAGACUUUUGUCAGUCUUGUAUAUUUCCAGGGCUUUUGACGCAGUCAAAUAUUAAUUCAGCAGGUUAACUCUACUGUCAGUUUUUACUAGGUGGUAUGGUUCAAACUAGCUCGUGACAAUAAUAAUGUUAAAUAUUGUGCUUAUGGUAAUGGUUAUUUAGUGAAUGACUGUUAGAAUGAUGACAAGUACUAUUUUCUUCAUAAGCAGGAAGAGAAUGGAUGGUGCAGCUGUGAUUUUGGGAGUAGGUAAUUAUAUAUGUAAGAAAAUUUAAUCUUACCUACUUUUGGAACACUAAUAUUUAAUAAGAAAAAAUGUUUAAACAUUGAAAUCUAAUAUCUCAAGUAUAAAGAACACAGAAAUUCAAGUUUUUCAACAGAUGUAAGGCACCUAUAUUUAAGCUAGAUAAGUUUUUUUGAAGAUCAAUGUGUUCAGUACUUCAAGGUAGUAAGGAGCUUGGGUUUUCUUCAAAUGAUGAAAACUUGAUUUUAGUAUCUUUUGUGUAUUAUUCACAAGUAGCAGUUCAACUGAAAUUAGAGAGGUUAUUUUUCUAAUUUAUACUAUGUAUUGUAUAAUAACUCAUUGAAAAAGUUAAUGUGCAUGCUACUUCUUUUCAGUAGUAUACAUAUCAACCUAAUUUUCAUCAUUACUUAUCUCCUUUCGGAAACUGAAUUUUAUCCUGUGUGCUGCAGUGUUCCAGGAAAUAGUGCUUCUCUGAUAGUUUUAGAGAAAAUUUAAAAUAUAACUUCAAUUUUAUUUUCUCGGUAACUCAUUACUGUAGUGUAUCUGUCAUGAUUUCUCAGGACCAGAGUUAUAUGCAGCAUUUAACAAAAUUAUAAUUGGACAGCAAGUCUGUAAGCCUUGCAACAUUGCAAUUAUUGAUAGUGGUUGUAUAAAUUUGAAAUAUCUAGCAGUUAUUAUAGUUCUUCUUUUAAUCAGAAUCGUAGUGGUUCAAAUAUUUUUUCAUUUCACUGAUUAUCCACCAGGGGUUUUGAGACUAUUGGUGAAGAUUCCUAUGUGAUAAAAACACCUUACAUACUGAUGUUUGGAGUCAUGACAUUAACAGGACAAGCCACUGUUUAUGUCUUAAUUUUGCUAUAUUUUAUAUGUAUUUUUAUUUAUAUUUUAACAAUACUUUUAAUACCAGAACAGUUUGGUCUGUAUUAGUUAUAUUUUUACAAAUACAUUGCCAUAUGUUGCGAGUUUCCAGGGUAUUGUUUAAAAGAUUGUCUUUAGUGUGCAAUUUGUUAAUUUUAAAUACAUGAAAUACAGUAUGAGAUUACUGGCCAAUAAUUUGAUGGAUAAGAGCCAUAAACUGGUAUGAUAAGAGCCAUAAACUGGUAUGGGGUUAAUUAAUAUAUCCACCUGUCAUAAAUGAAAGAUAACUUGAGACUUACUGUUCUUAUGAUAGGGUCACAAAUGGAGUGCUGUUGAAAGUGUACUGUGCCAGUACUAUACAAAGAAAUAUAUAUAUAUUUUGUUGACAACUGGACUGUGUAAUGUUUAAUGCUAACAGUACUGUAUCUCACCAAGUAGCACAUGGUAUUUUAAUGUUCCGUAAUAAAUUGCUAGUGACCACAGGUUGAAAAUAUUGUGAAGGAUAUCUUCAUACAAAGCGAUAUAUAUUUAAUGUCUAGUCUCGUAAAUUGCAAAUUUUCUGAUGUUUUGGGAGCAGAAAAUUUUACAGGUUGGCUCAAGGUGUCAAGUUCUGUAUAUUUGUGAAUGGCCCUUUCAGUCAUUUCUACCCUGUAUCCUUUGUUUUUAUCCUUUCACCCUCAUCCAAGUUUCACCAUUUUAAUCAAACGAAGGCCAGCCCCGUAAGAGUUAGGAGAUUUCACCCUGUGUAUUGUUUGAAUUACUCAUUCACCACCAUCAUCAAGUGAAACUUCAUGUGAAAAUGAAAAAUCUCUUGACAAAUUUGCUUCAUUAAUGGGGUCUGUAUGUAGGUGCUAAGUGGAACAUCAGAAAUCAAAGUACUUUGUAAUUUCUGGUAAGGGAUGGUUAGUUGACAAGUACAAUUAGGAUUCAUGAUUGCAAUGUUGAUUUUGUCUAGUUGGAAUAGUAUUGGAGUCAUCUAUGUACAUGUCAAGUUUCACCCAUGUUUCUACUUUAUAAAAGGAAUGGCAUAAUGAACCCAAAGAAUAUUUUUUAUACCUUGUCAUUGUGAUUUUGAAGUUUCAUUUCAUGUAUGGUAAACGAGGGAAGUGUCAGUCCUCAGAUUAUAUGGUUUAUAGAUUGCCUUUCAUGGAAUGUGUUGCAAAAUACUGGAACUUGUGUGUCGUCUUGCAUUUAGCCUCUAUUGUCAUUGCUGCAUGUCUUGUUUUCCAGACAUGGAUAGCUCUUUAAUGUAGUUGAUAGAAAACAAAAAGGAUCCUAGGUAAAUUCACAUCUUUUUUGAAUACAUAUUUCAAAAUUUGCAUUUUUGUACUGAGGUGGCCAUUUGCACCUGUGUAAAAAUCUAAAAGGCAAAGGCAGAAAUAAAACUUUUGUACA
Molecule: messenger RNA, 5986 nt
Organism: Macrobrachium nipponense
Lineage: Eukaryota; Metazoa; Arthropoda; Malacostraca; Decapoda; Palaemonidae
Gene: rngo
Product: protein DDI1 homolog 2-like
Exons: 9
Coding region: 650-2176 (508 amino acids)
Biological process (GO): proteolysis
Molecular function (GO): aspartic-type endopeptidase activity; protein binding
Source: RefSeq, a predicted model, not a curated record